UGGGUAUUACAUGAAUGAAUGAAAUCAAAACAAGUCCAUAACUCGCAAUUCAAACCUAAGCAUGAACUCAUCGAAGAACAGCUCCGCCGCCGGUAGCAUCGGCAGCAACAGAAUAAUAAACCCUAUAUACAAAUAUGCAUCACCGGCCAACGCCGCCGCUACCACCGCCGAUUCACCGGCCGAGGAUUUGAAACAAAAUCUCAAUCAAAGCAUAAAUUCAAUCGAAAAUACCCUAGGAAUUCUCCACCAGCUUUAUCUCACCGUUUCCUCUUACAAUGUUUCCUCUCAACUUCUCCUUAUUCAACGCCUGAAUAAUCUUGUGCUAGAGCUUGAUAAUAUGGCGAAAUUCGGAGAAAAAUGCAAUAUUCAAGUGCCUAUGGACGUCCUGAACUUGACUGAUAACGGGAAAAAUCCAGAUGAAUUUACGAGAGAUGUGUUAAACAAUUGCAUUGUCAAAAACCAAAUUACUAAGGGGAAAACAGAUGCAUUUAAUGGUUUGCGUCGGCAUCUACUGGAAGAGCUUGAACAGACUUUCCCUGACGAAGUGGAAGCUUAUAGGGAGAUUCGAGCAGCUUCAGCAGCAGGAGCGGAUGUAGCCUUUGGACUACGGAUUUAAUUGAAUCCAUAAUUUUCGAUACAAUGUAUGAAUUUGUAUGUAAAAAUUUAUCAAAUCUUUGCAAGUAUUAGGUAGGCGUUUGGACAUAAAAACUGUGAAAUUUCGAGAAAAAGUGAGAAAAAAGAAAA
Molecule: messenger RNA, 744 nt
Organism: Nicotiana attenuata
Lineage: Eukaryota; Viridiplantae; Streptophyta; Magnoliopsida; Solanales; Solanaceae
Product: mediator of RNA polymerase II transcription subunit 10b-like
Exons: 1
Coding region: 62-616 (184 amino acids)
Biological process (GO): positive regulation of transcription by RNA polymerase II
Cellular component (GO): mediator complex; chromatin
Molecular function (GO): transcription coregulator activity
Source: RefSeq, a predicted model, not a curated record